Messenger RNA from Lethenteron reissneri (Far Eastern brook lamprey), 820 nucleotides. RefSeq names its product gastrula zinc finger protein XlCGF71.1-like. Gene Ontology annotation, cellular component: transcription regulator complex; PcG protein complex; chromatin. The record is from RefSeq and is a predicted model, not a curated record. Gene Ontology annotation, biological process: regulation of transcription by RNA polymerase II. Gene Ontology annotation, molecular function: RNA polymerase II cis-regulatory region sequence-specific DNA binding; DNA-binding transcription factor activity, RNA polymerase II-specific. NCBI's taxonomy places the organism in Eukaryota, Metazoa, Chordata, Hyperoartia, Petromyzontiformes, Petromyzontidae.
UGCGACCAGCAUGCAAACAGCACGGAUCGUACUGGAAACUUGACACAGCACCAGAGAACACACACAGGAGAGAAACCCUUAGAGUGCUGUGUGUGUGGGAAGGCAUUUUCAGAUUCAUCUACUCUUAAACAACACCACAGAACACACACAGGAGAUAAACCUUUUCAGUGCAGUGUGUGUGAGAAGGCGUUUGCAAAGUCAUCAAUUCUUAAAUCACACCAGAGAACACACACAGGAGAGAAACCUUUCAAGUGCACUCUGUGUGGGAAGGCGUUUGCAAAGUCAUCAAAUCUUAAGACCCACCAGAGAACACACACAGGAGAGAAACCUUUUAAGUGCAGUGUGUGUAAAAAGGUGUUUGCACGGUCAUCCAUUCUUAAAUCACACCAGAGAACACACACAGGAGAGAAACCUUUUAAGUGCACUCUGUGUGGGAAGGCGUUUGCAAAGUCAUCAAAUCUUCAAACCCACCAGAGAACGCACACAGGAGAUAAGCCCUUCAAGUGCAGUGUGUGUGGGAAGGCAUUUUUUGAUUCAUCUACUUUUAAACAACACCAGAGAACACACACAGGAAAGAAACCUUUCAAGUGCACUGUGUGUGAGAAGGCGUUUGCACGGUCACCACAUCUUCAAAGACACCAGAGAACACACAGGAAAGAAACCUUUCAAGUGCACUGUGUGUGAGAAGGCGUUUGCACAGUCAUCACGUCUUCAAAAACACCAGAGAACACACACAGGAGAGAAACCCUUCAAGUGCACUGUGUGUGAGAAGGCAUUUUCAUGGUCGUCAUAUCUUCAGACCCACCAAAUAACACACACA